Molecule: messenger RNA, 918 nt
Organism: Podospora anserina S mat+
Lineage: Eukaryota; Fungi; Ascomycota; Sordariomycetes; Sordariales; Podosporaceae
Exons: 2
Coding region: 1-918 (305 amino acids)
Biological process (GO): modification-dependent protein catabolic process; protein ubiquitination
Cellular component (GO): nucleus; cytoplasm
Molecular function (GO): protein tag activity; ubiquitin protein ligase binding
Source: RefSeq, a predicted model, not a curated record
AUGCAGAUCUUCGUCAAGACUCUCACUGGCAAGACCAUCACCCUCGAGGUCGAGUCGUCGGAUACCAUCGACAAUGUAAAGGCCAAGAUCCAGGAUAAGGAGGGCAUUCCCCCUGACCAGCAGCGCUUGAUCUUUGCCGGCAAGCAGCUCGAGGAUGGCCGCACCCUCUCCGAUUACAAUAUCCAGAAGGAGUCUACGCUCCACCUCGUCCUCCGUCUCCGUGGCGGUAUGCAAAUCUUCGUCAAGACCCUGACCGGCAAGACCAUCACCCUUGAGGUGGAAUCUUCCGACACCAUCGACAACGUCAAGGCGAAAAUCCAGGACAAAGAGGGUAUCCCACCCGACCAGCAACGUCUUAUCUUUGCUGGCAAGCAACUUGAGGAUGGUCGCACCCUCUCUGACUACAACAUUCAGAAGGAGUCCACCCUUCACCUUGUCCUUCGCCUCCGCGGUGGUAUGCAGAUCUUUGUCAAGACUUUGACCGGAAAGACCAUUACCUUGGAAGUGGAGUCGUCAGACACCAUUGACAACGUGAAGGCAAAGAUCCAAGACAAGGAGGGCAUCCCGCCUGACCAGCAGCGCCUCAUUUUCGCUGGCAAGCAGUUGGAGGACGGCCGGACUCUGUCCGACUACAACAUUCAAAAGGAGAGCACCCUGCACUUGGUGUUGAGACUUCGUGGUGGCAUGCAGAUUUUCGUCAAGACCCUCACGGGAAAGACGAUCACAUUGGAGGUCGAGUCUUCGGAUACGAUUGAUAAUGUGAAGGCCAAGAUUCAGGACAAGGAGGGUAUUCCUCCUGACCAGCAGCGCCUGAUUUUUGCUGGCAAGCAGUUGGAGGACGGCCGGACUUUGUCCGAUUACAACAUCCAGAAGGAGAGCACACUCCAUCUGGUGCUCCGUCUCCGUGGUGGACAGUAA